Molecule: messenger RNA, 4547 nt
Organism: Physcomitrium patens
Lineage: Eukaryota; Viridiplantae; Streptophyta; Bryopsida; Funariales; Funariaceae
Biological process (GO): snRNA 3'-end processing
Cellular component (GO): integrator complex
Source: RefSeq, a predicted model, not a curated record
UGUUUCGUCAGGGUUCAUGAGUGAAGGCUGCGUUUCCGCAGCAUCCCUAGAGAUUUGUUCGAACGGGAGAUCGGGCAGUUGAUGCGCUUAUCUGCACCAGAUGAUCACAGGUGCGGCAAUCAUCAACAAUGUCAUGCUGAGGAUGCAUCGUAUACCUUCACGAUUCUGAAAAUGAUCCAGCUCUACAUGGUUUCAACCGAUAGCCCUCCCUGUGGAUCGAGCACUCUGCAUGUGGAGGCGGUGGAGGGCGUGAUGCAGAGAGUAAUUUGAGUUCGGUGUGUGUGUGCUUUUCGGCAUGUUUUGAUUGGAAGGAGCAGAUGGGUUUAUUCGGAAGGCGCAGUGCCGAGACUUGAGCCUUUGAGAGGUUCUUGGUGAUUGAACUAGGGCGAUGGGGGAGCAAUUGGGUGCGAGCGGGGUGCCCGGUGCCCCUUCCGCGAAUGGCCUGCCUGAUAUUGCUGCUGCCAAAGCCAUCAUUUGGAACGUGGAGCUCGAACGCGGCUUGCGUCUUACCAGACCAGGUGCACCUUGUGAAGCAAUUCUGAAGACAGGGCCGCGGAUGCUGUGGUGGAAUGAUGAGCCAAUCUCCUCUGUAGAAACUGCCACCCUCUACAAACUUGUUGAUGGCCAGGACAAAACCUUCGCUAAUGCAAUGGUGCAACGUCUCGCUGACUCGUUCCGAACUGGAAACAACUUUACCCGGCUAUGUAUACUGAAGGCCUUUUUUCUCGUUUCCAAGAGUAUACGACGAAGAGGACGACGUGAUGGCACCGGGUUGUUCAAAAAAGAGAGGAUUGCUAAUUACCAAGAAGUGUUGAAAAGGGUGAAAUCUGUGAUGGACAGCGGUGAUGUGGUGGCUAGGGCGUUAGCUUUGAGGAUGUUAGGCUGCCUGGGGGAGAUUGCGGCUGACAGUUUGGAUGUGCAACGGCUAGUCAUCGAGGCCCUCGAGUCACCUCAUCAGAAGGAGGUAGAGGCGGCACUCUUUGCUAUGGGAUGUCUGUGCGAGUUGUCAUUAAGUUUUGCAGAGAUUGUCUUGGAGAAAGUUGUGGAAAUCGCGAAUGCGAUGGGGUCUUCUCCGGCGACGAAACUCUCUGCAAUUAGAGUGUUCUCUAAGCUUGGAGUAUCUCCUCACCUCGCAUUUAAAGCCCAUGAGGCAGGAGAAUCUUUGAUGCUGCGUUUGCCCACUACAGAUAUUGUGUCGGCAAUGCUCACCUCACUUACGAUGCUUGCACUCAAUUCAAUUUUCACUAUUGAGAGACAGGUCGAGUUGCUGUUUGCGUACGUGAGCUCGGAUCCUCGUGCCGCGGUCCGUGCUGUUGCUCUUCACUGCCUUUCCAAACUAGCGUCCCAAGCUGCUAGAUCCUUAGUCUCGAGGAACUGGAACUUUUCUAUUCUUCUUUCUGUUGCAGAGGAUACCGCCGCAGCUCCAGCACUUCGAGUUUUAGCAUUCAAUGUCCUCCAGAAGCUAUCGGGCCAUUUCGUAAGAGUGGUAGACAGAAGCGAGUUGUUUCGCCUGCUGUUGACCGUUGAGUUAAAUCUUCUGCAAUAUGCUGGGUCAUUGAGGCGAGCAGCUCUUGAAUGCUUGGGAUCCUUUGGAUGUGAGCUUGGUUUCCUCAGGUUUUUGGCAGGGAGUGACUACCCAGAUGCUGACAAACCGACACUCGGGAGGGAGUUCACUAAGGAGGUCUCAGAAGGAGAACAAAUUAUGUACAAUGGCAACUCGAUAAGCAAAAACUUAUCCAGAAUUCCUCAAAGUAACAUGAACUUUGCAGCAAGGGUAGGAUUAUUGUUAUGCGAUACACUGGCGUUAGAAGGUUCCACCGCGUUGAUUGAUAGAAACAAGGUAACAGGAGGCGAGAUUCAGGAGACGAAGAACGAUUUUGAUCCCACAAGGCUUCAAGUUAUAACCAGACUCGUUGCGCGGCUUAUGCAGAGCUGUCCCGAGGUCUUACCCAUGAUUUUGGACUCAAUUUCUUCAUUGAUUAAAGCAGCCACACAGAAGUACGUGCAGGAUGUAAGAUUGCUGAUUGGCAAGCAAGAGGCAGUAACUUCGAUGGAUACGGAUAGCAAGGAAAGCACAGAACCGAAGGUGUCUCUGCGAGAAAGCGAAUCUGUGGGUAGUGGUCUGGAAGUUGAAUUAGAGUUUGUGUUGUCUCUUUGCCAUUGCAUGUAUGCAGGGGUUAGAGGAGCAGGGACUACAGGAAUGGAUUCAAAUUCAGCUUGUAUUAUUCUUCCAAAACUUCUGGACCUGACGAAACAAGUUUCCGGGGAUGAUUCUGCAUGUCACAUUUUAAGAGCCACUCUUCCCCCACUACUUAGAAUUUGGAGUUUAAGUGGGAGAAGUUCUAAUGACAGAAAGAACAUCGAAAGCUACAUCACCAAAUGUAUUGAUCAGAUGAGCAAAAUUGGAGAAGUUUGGGUAGCUUAUAAAGUAGCUUCGGAGGCAGCGACAAAUGGAUUCUGGUCACCCGUUUAUACUCUUGUCGACGAACUCACAAGAAAGGUUCACUCAGAAGGUUGCUACCUUUGGCUUUUAAGCCUCUCUCUUUUGGCAACUGCUGAAAGGACAGUUGGAUUCUGCAACAAGGAACAUCUGAGGUCUUCUGAUAGUCCAGUACCAACUAGCGCAGUAAAUGAUACUGAGAAGCUCAUGGAUAUUGACACAGGUUACAUGAACAGCGCAGUUCCGGAACCAAAGGACCAAGGUGAUAAUUUCACUCUUAAAUUUGGCGAUGCUGCUGCGAAAGCCAUCCCUCUUCUUCGUCAAGUAGGGAGUGUCCUUGCAGCUGGAGUAUGCUCUGAAAGGACGUUUGAAUUUCAGCGAUGGUUUGUUUCGAUUCGUCUUCGUAUGGUACAAUCUGUUACUGACAUCCUCCAAAUUUUAAAUCUAGUAUUAUCAAGCCACAGCCUGCCAAAUACAACCAAACCCGCAGUUGAUAUGAAUAUGGAUUGCGCAGUUCCAGCUUUCGAGUCUUCUGGUGUUGAUUGUGCUGUUUUCGACAACAUAUAUGAUCGGCGAAUUCAGUCCACUUUUAAAAGCGCGAAAGCGAGGGCCUCUAUAAUAUGUACUCAACUGAUGCAUCUCAGCAAAGAGCUGGAUAUCCUUGGAUUAUCGUUCCUAGGCCUGGAUGAAGAGAGCCUUGAAUGUCUUUGCGAAGCCGCGAUUAACUGCUCGUUGAUUAGCUUUUGUACCUACGCUGUGUUUACGGUGGGUUCAACUUCCGCUGACAACGUCAGGGGCCAUCCUACCGUUCAGAAUCUCCACUUUCGCUUGAAACACAUUAAUGGUUUUGAAGGUUUAGACCUUUUGCAGACUUGGAUUGGAACCAACAAUGAGUCAGAAGAUUCCCUUGUUGGAGGCUGCCCUCGUGGUGCCAUCGUUAAAGUCUGUGGUUGGGCCAUCAAGAUAAUCAGCAGGCUAGAGAGAGGGAGUCCCGUAUUGAAACAGCAAAGCAGCCUCCAGGAUGUUCCUGUGGAACCUCUGCGCUUCUUACAGCUAUUGAUUGGAGAAUGUUCACAACUUCCAUUCCCCAUUCCAAAAUACUUUUUUUGCACAAGGCCGCGUGCAGCUGUGGAAUUGUUCGUAGCCCAAACUGGAGGUGAAGAGGUCACUGAACUCUCUGUGAAACAAGGUUCUUCUCUUCUUCUGAGUAUUUGCGCUCAGCUUACUAACGUGCCUGUGGGAAUCUCUUCAAGAAUUUCUUCCCUCUUUUGUGUCCUCUCUUUUCACGGUGUUGAGAGCGCCUCGCUCGUAGAAGAAGACUUGUACGCAGAUUGGAAGCUGGGGUGGCAUGAAGGCCAAGCUUCCAACCAGUCUCUUAUAGACUUUUCUCUAGUUGAAAAACUUGUGCAACGGGCCACGUGUGACGAUGUCCAGGAUGCCAUCAAACUUGAGCAAGAGCUAUUAUUUCUGCCUACUUUAAAAGAGGAUACUUUCUCACGUAAGGGUGUCAAAGGAUCUGCAAAGAAAGCCGGGGCUUUUGGAAGGAGUUUUACUAGGUUUAUCAUGGAUCAAAAAGGAAAAGGGUUUUCCUCUUGCAAUCUGGAUGUUGCAUCAUUUCCAGUUGGUCAAUACCAGUUAUCCUUCGAGUCUGUGGGCGUAGAUACCAACAACAGACCAUGGGUUCUUAUCCCUUCGCGCAUUCGUGAAACUUUAAAGAUCACUGCGAGUAGCACGAAUGUCUGAGUUGUCUGGUUGAUUUUAACGCCUUUGCAGUGGUACUUUCAAGCCAUUUUUUGGUUUGUUGGCAUCUUAAUCGCGCAUACGUUCAGCACAAGGUUUUGACAGAAUGCUCAAAAACAUGCGGCGUGCUUUUCAGCAGCGUGACGAAUGUUCGCAGUAGGGAAUGUAGUGGAAGCUGAAACGAAUCAUGGAGUUGGUUUUCAAUUCCAGAAAAUGUUAGACUUCCACCCACCUUGUUGCUAGAGCUGAUACUAACUAACGUUUGUAUCUCGGCAUGUUCAGGAAUUUGGGACCUUACUACCUUGAGGUUGUUAUGAUUGUUUGCAACCUUUGCUAUGAAUUCAAAACUUGGACAAUUUGCAAGUUU